Paramuricea clavata is the source of this 735-nucleotide messenger RNA. The record is from the annotation of a GenBank genome assembly. NCBI's taxonomy places the organism in Eukaryota, Metazoa, Cnidaria, Anthozoa, Malacalcyonacea, Plexauridae.
AUGGCAAGCAAGCUUGAACCUUGUUCAAUAGGUAUUUUACUCGGCUCAACUGAAGAUUGCCACAAGACUACUUACGCAAGGAAAGUUGGAACAAAUAAGUUGGCGGCUCUACCGGCAGACGACGUCGAACUAAUUGUACGAAGCUAAGGAGCGGUUUACUGAAAGGCAGAAAAUGACAGCGUUAUCUGUUUUCAUCAUGAAAUGGUUUAUUUACGCAAGUAUGAAUAUUUGCAAAAAAGUUGUUGUGAUCCCUUUCAAUUGCAUCCAACAACGGCAAGGAAAUAGCCUUUAUGCAUAAAAGAUAUUGAAAACGCGGACAAAAUUAAUAAACUCGUUGUGAAAGAUAUCAAGCCUGGUCAAAAGCUGUGCCCAAAAUGUUCAUCUCAUCUUUGAAGCAUCGAUGAAAGUUGCAUCGAAGAAGAUGAAGAGUAUAAGCCUGAAGUCGAGGACGGAUUACAUAAUCUUGCCGCCAAAUUUAGUUCCCUUGGUUGCACUCCAGUUAAGACUAAAUUCGCACAGAGAGACCGUGUUGUGUAUGCCAAACGAAAGGCUCAAGAAGCGCAGACGGCUAUUACUGACGAAGUUGCUCGUCGUUUAAAUGCUGACUCCAAUGAACUUCAAACGUGUCAAAAGUGCACAGACCUUGACGCAAUUAUAGAAGGGAUCAAAGAAAAAUGCUCCACUUCAAACAUGGAAGCCACACUAAAACUUAUCACUCUCGCGCCGCCUUCUUAG